Messenger RNA from Dictyostelium discoideum AX4, 1485 nucleotides. RefSeq lists its product as hypothetical. Lineage: Eukaryota; Evosea; Eumycetozoa; Dictyosteliales; Dictyosteliaceae. The record is from RefSeq and is a predicted model, not a curated record. Bases 1 to 1485 code for a protein of 494 amino acids. The transcript has 2 exons.
AUGGAUAAUUUAUUUAGAUUAGUAUUUAAAAAUGUAAUUAUUAGAAAUCAAAUAUUUAGGUUUGUUAGAAUUUUAAACAAAGAUUUAAUUGUGAAGAAAUAUAAUCAGUGUAAUAUGGGCUGGAUUAUAAAAAAUGGUCACUUUCAUCUUUUAUUGUAUAAACUUAAAAAACAUAUUAAAAGGGACCAAUUCUCAGAAGAAUUAUUUUAUAGAUUUUUACAAGGUAAUAGUGAAUUACAUUUACUUAAAGAUAUGUUUAAAAUAUUCCCACAGUUUUUACCGUCAACUCCAAUUGCUGAAAAUAUAUUAAUUGAACAUUGUUCAAGUUUAAAACCAACUAAAAACCUAUCACCCUCUUCUUCUUCAUAUUCUCCAAACUUUUCUUCUACUUCAGUAUCUUCUUCUUCAUCUGAUUCUUCUUUUUCUUCAAUUGAUUCUUCUUCUUCUUCUUCUUCUUCUUCCAAUCAAGAAUUUUGUGAACAAUCAUAUGAUUAUGAUUCCUCUUCUCCAUAUGAUUCUAGUUUAGAUAUUAUAAAAUAUUUAACAAAUGAAUUAAAUAUAAAAGUAACAAAUAAAGCAAUAAAUAAUGCAUGUGCAGCUAAUAAUUGUAAAAUUGUGGGAUAUUAUCUUGGUUUAAAUCAACUCGAUAGAUACAAAGGGAAUGAAAUUGAUAUUUAUGAUAAUUGUAAUAUUGGUACUUUAUUUUGCUCAUUGAGGGGUAAAGAUUUUCAAUUAUUUAAAUUUAUUUUUGAAAAUAAUCCAAAUUUAACUUCUCAAUGUAUAAGCUAUGACAAAUUUAUAAAAUUAAUGGUAGCAACAGGUGAUAUCCAAUUCAUUAUUCACUUUGGUAGAGUUCAAGGACCUUCUUAUAAACCUCCACAAUUACAACCAUAUAUGAUCGCAAAAUCAUCAUUAAGUAUAAUUAAAUACCUAUGCUCAUUUUUAAAAAUAAAUGACCCUAUGAAAAAUCAAAGCGAGAGAUUCCUACUUUUAAAAUUCCUUAUUGAAGAGUUUAGAAUCUAUGAAAAGGUUGAAGGUAGUACAGUGGUGCAAGAAGUAGUUUACUCAUUCUGCGGUAUCGGUGAUUUAGAUUGCAUAAUAUACCUCCGUGAUUUUUACUUAACUCUACCACAAAAUCAUAGUUUUAAGUUUUUAAUUCCACGUUCCGCCUUGGAUGUAUCAAUAUCUUCAAAAAAUUUUCAUGUAACUAAUUGGAUUUUAGAAAAUACAAAUGUAUGUUGUUCAAUUAAUGGUUUAAGGUACCUUUGCAAAAAUAUGGCCAAUCUUAAGCAUAUACUUGAUAGAAUAUUAAUAAAAUUUGUGCCCAUUCGUGCAAUCUCAAGUAAAAUGCUUUUGGAUGCAAUGCAUUCAACAAAUAGAAUUGCUCAUGAUAAAGAAAAUUUUGAUUAUCUAGCUUCUUUUUUACCAAAUCAUUUAAUCCCUACUUUUCCAAUUGAAACCUCAAUAGAGGAUUAUGACUAUUAA